Messenger RNA from Anneissia japonica, 1806 nucleotides. RefSeq names its product hyalin-like. The coding region runs from base 1 to 1806 and encodes 601 amino acids. The transcript has 9 exons. NCBI's taxonomy places the organism in Eukaryota, Metazoa, Echinodermata, Crinoidea, Comatulida, Comatulidae. The record is from RefSeq and is a predicted model, not a curated record.
AUGGUUACAGCAUAUAAUGAACAUCCUACACUUAUAUGUCCAGUUGAUGCGACUGUGGAUACUGACAUAGGUGCUCCAACAGCAUUAGUUGACUACUCAAGAACAAUAAAAGCAACUGACAACUCCGGGGAUAUCCCGACAGUCUCCCCUGAUCCAAAUUUAACAUUUCCGGCUAAUCUUAGUAUUGGAGUAAACCUUUUCAAUUUUACAGCUACAGACUCAUCAGAAAAUAGUGAUAACUGUACGUUUACGAUACAAGUCGAAGAUAAUGAAAAGCCUACACUGAUAUGUCCGGUUGAUGCGACUGUGGAUACAGACAUAGGUGCUCCCACAGCAUUAGUUGACUACUCAAGAACAAUAAUAGCAAAUGACAACUCCGGGGAUGUCCUCCCAAUCUCUCCUAAUCCAUAUGUAACAUUUCCGUCUAAUCUUAGUAUUGGAGCAAACCUUUUCAAUUUUACAGCUAAAGACUCAUCAGAAAAUAGUGAUAACUGUACGUUUACGAUAAAAGUCGAAGAUAAUGAACAACCUACACUGAUAUGUCCAGUUGAUGCGAUUGUGGAUACUGACAUAGGUGCUCCCACAGCAUUAGUUGACUACUCAACGAAAAUAAAAGCGACUGACAACUCCGGGGAUGUUCCCACAAUCUCUCCUGAUACAAAUAUAAUAUUUCCAGCUAAUCUUAGUAUUGGAGCAAACCUUUUCAAUUUUACAGCUACAGACAUAUCAGAAAAUUUUGAUAAUUGUACGUUUACAAUACAAGUAGAAGAUAAUGAACAACCUACACUGAUAUGUCCAGUUGAUGCGAUUGUGGAUACUGAUAUAGGUGCUCCAACAGCAUUUGUUGACUACUCAACGACAGUGAUAGCAACUGACAGCUCCGGGGAUGUCCCUAUAGUCUCUCCUGAUCCACAUUCAACAUUUCCGGCUAAUCUUAGUAUUGGAGCAAACCUUUUCAAUUUUACAGCUACAGACUCAUCAGAGAAUAGUGAUAACUGUACGUUUACGAUAAAAGUCGAAGAUAAUGAACAACCUACUUUGACAUGUCCAGUUGACGCUACUGUGGAUACUGACAUAGGUGCUCCCAUAGCAUUAGUUGACUACUCAACGAAAAUACAUACAACUGACAACUCUGGAGAUGUCCCUACAAUUUCUCCUGAUCCAUAUAUAACAUUUCCAGCUAAUCUUACUAUGGGAGCAAACCUAUUCAAUUUUACAGCUAUUGACUCAUCGGGAAAUACUGAUAAUUGUACGUUUACGAUAAACGUUAAAGAUAAUGAACAACCUACUUUGACAUGUCCAGUUGACACUACUGUGGAUACUGACAUAGGUGCUGCAACAGCAUUAGUUAACUACUCAACGAAAAUACAUGCAACUGACAACUCUGGAGAUGUCCCUACGAUCUCUCCUGAUCCAUAUAUAACAUUUCCAGCUAAUCCUACUAUGGGAGCAAACCUAUACAAUUUUACAGCUAUCGACUCAUCGGGAAAUACUGAUAAUUGUACGUUUACGAUAAACGUUGAAGAUAAUGAACAACCUAUAUUGACAUGUGCAGACGCGACUGUAAAUACUGACAAAGGUGCUCCCACAGCAUUUGUUGACUACUCAUCGAAUAUAUAUGCAACUGACAACUCCGGAGAUGUCCCCAAAAUCUCUCCGGAUCCAAAUGUUAUAUUUCCAGCCAAUCUUAGUAUUGGAGAAAACCGAUUGAAUUUUACAGCUGCAGACUCAUCCGGAAAUACUAAGGAUUGUACGUUAACUAUAAUGGUCGAAGAGACUGUUGUUAAUCUCUAUUCACGUAGAUAA